ACCGGAACUGGUUGUCAAUUGUAUAAAACUGAUGCGAUUAUGGAUUUUGAUUCAGUUAACGCCAAGAUGAAGAAGUUUGCUUUGUCAGCUGCUACUGCCCUGAACAGGGCUGUGCAGUACACUGAAGAAAAGCUUGGUCAGGCAGAAAAGACUGAAUUAGAUGCUCAUUUUGAGAAUUUACUUCAACGGUCUGAGAAAACAAGACAAUGGACAGAAAAACUGCUUCGUUCCUCAGAGACUUUACUUCAACCAAAUCCCAAUAUCCGUAUGGAAGACUUUUUGUAUGAGAAAGUUGAUAAAAAGAAGAGAGACAGGUAUACAAAUGCUGAACAGUUGGGUCAAGUAAUGAUCGACUCUGGGAACGACUAUGGUCCAGGAACUGCUUAUGGAAAUUCAUUAAUUAAAUGUGGCCAAACACAUAUGCAAAUUGGAAAUGCUGAAAAGGAAUUUGUACAAACAUCCUGCAAUAAUUUUCUUUCUCCAUUGAAAAAUUUCCUUGAAGGCGACAUGAGAACAAUUACAAAAGAAAAGAAAGUUUUGGAAACCAAGCGUUUGGAUCUUGAUGCUUGCAAGAGCCGUGUAAGGAAGGCUAAAAGCCAGGCUGGCCAGCAACAGGAUGAUGCUGUUGCUAAAGCAGAAGCUGAUUUGAGAGUAGCUCAAUCUGAAUUUGAUCGCCAAGUUGAAAUUACCAAGCUGUUACUAGAGGGAAUUAGCAGUACACAUGAAUCUGGAAGUAAAGUUCAGGCCCAUCAUCUGCGCUGCAUAAAUGACUUCAUUGAAGCUGAGAUGAAUUAUUAUGCUCAGUGUCAUCAAUAUAUGCUAGACCUACGCAAGCAGUUGGGCGGCUUAUCAUCAUUUAUCAGUUGUGCACCACGUAGUAUUUUUGCUCCAUCAGCCACAGAACUGGGGAACAAUUCCAAUGCUGGUGCACAGCCCCAACUAGCUAGUCUCAGCACAUUUUACCCCAAUCCAUCAGCCCCUCCAGCCAUUGAGGUGACUGCGCCAUCUCCCAAUGUUGAAAAAAAAUAUGCCAGAGUCCUUUAUGAUUACGCAGCAGCAGAUUUAACAGAAAUCUCUUUAACAGCUGAUGAGCUCAUAACUGUUCAUAGCCUUCCUAGUUUGGGAGAUGAUUAUGUGAUGGCUGAGAAAGGCCACGAUCGUGGCAAAGUUCCUGUUAAUUAUUUGCAAAUCCUAAAUUAAUUAUUUUUUUUCUAAUUACUGUUAGUCUCUUUCUCUCUCUUCUGAAAUCCAAUGGUUAAACAAUGGCUUCGAAGACAUUUUGUAAACUUCUAUUGGGGAUCAAUAUGCAAUACUAUCUUCCUUUUUUUUUUUUUUAAACCCUUUUGUUUAAUUCCAUGGCUGUUAUGCAAGUAUUUUUCUUCAACAUAAAAUUGUUUUGUUAUAUUUUGGUGCUUUAACUCCAUGCUCACUGUCUAAUAAUAGUGUACUUCUCAGUCAUCCCAUCUAAGUAGAUUUUCAACAACUGCUAUCAGGAGAGAUUUCACUUUUGUAUUUCUCCUCCUCCUUAGCAAAUAUGGACUUCAACAAUUGGACAUAUAAUAUUUCAACUAACUUUGGGCAUUGUUGCCUUUUUGGGGAAUUUUUUUUUUUUUUUCCUGGUAUCAUUCAUUGUUAUUAAAAUUUAGCUUGUGAAAAAUUAAAUUUGGUCAAUUCUUGCAGAAUGUCAGUUUAAAAUUUUAACAAAAUGAGCAUUUGAUUUAAAACUCCAUCUUGCUCUCUCUCUCUCUAUAUAUAUAUAUAUAUAUAUAAAUAUAUAUAUAUAUAUAUGCUUUUUUUUUUUCGAAGUUCUUAGCACAAAAAAAAAAUUAAAAAGUGAAAUUAGACUUUAUGGAGAAAAAAAAUUAUCUUCAUCCAUUACAAAUGUCUUUUCUCAUAUAUAUUGACUUGAUUAUUGACUUGAUUCAAGCAAUAAAAAUGUUACUCAGAAAUUUUAAAGCAAUAAGGAUUGUUAUUUCAAUUUAUUCAUAGAUAUCUUACAUUAUGCAUAGAUUUUACAUAUACACACAUAGAUACAUACAGACACACACUUAUAUGCAAUAAUUCUAUCUUCUUAGACUUACAGAUUUAGACAUGUAAUAGCCAAGUAAACAAAGAAAAAAAAAGAAAGAAAAAAUAUUGUUAGCCAUUGUAAAAGUUUCUUUUUAUAGACUUCAUCUGAAGGUUUCAAGGUUUUUAAAUAAAGAUACAAUUUAUUCAUGUAA
This is a messenger RNA of Octopus bimaculoides (California two-spot octopus), 2222 nucleotides long. RefSeq names its product endophilin-B1. Gene Ontology annotation, biological process: membrane organization. Gene Ontology annotation, cellular component: membrane; cytoplasm. The record is from RefSeq and is a predicted model, not a curated record. Gene Ontology annotation, molecular function: protein binding. Lineage: Eukaryota; Metazoa; Mollusca; Cephalopoda; Octopoda; Octopodidae.